GACAUGUCUUCCUUUCCCCAUUCCCGGUGGGGGUGCAACAAGAUGAAAAUGAGUGUGUUUUGGGCUCGGGUGUUGAGGGGAGGAAUGGCAUGGAUAUGCUGUGACGUGGAGUGGGUUCGCCUGCAAGAUGUCACCUCCACUUGGAGUCUUGGACGAGUUAAGCCUCGCUCUCUCUCUCUCUCUUUCGUGUGCCGCAUCCGGGCCCCUCCGUAUCUCUGGGCGUGCUCCAGUGCUCCAUUUUGUUGAAUAUGUUGCAACUUGUACAAUGUAUUAUGUGGGUUGUCCA
Colletotrichum phormii is the source of this 286-nucleotide messenger RNA. RefSeq lists its product as uncharacterized. The record is from RefSeq and is a predicted model, not a curated record. The transcript has a single exon. Lineage: Eukaryota; Fungi; Ascomycota; Sordariomycetes; Glomerellales; Glomerellaceae. The coding region runs from base 4 to 246 and encodes 80 amino acids.